UGUGACUGGAGGGAGUCCCCCAGUCCCGCUCACGUACUGCAUCGCUGUAGACAUCAGACAGGCUGUAGAUGUCCCGUCCCGUCUGCAGCAGUCUGCCUCAGCACCUUGCCUGCCCGACAUGCCCUUGGAUAUUACCGGCCCUUCUCUUGCUAUAAACUACUGCAGAAAUAUAGAGACCACUAAACACUAACAGAGGACAUCGGAGUAGGACGGAGUGUACCUGGAUUUUUGACACUUUUACACUGCGACUGAUCUAAAGGAGUUUUAGUCGGUAUACUUUUUUGUUGUUGUACCGACUUUUCCCAAAUCGACGUGUAUGGAUGUAUCAUGGCUACGUUUGCAUGCAGGGUGCAGUUCUUAGAUGAUACUGAUCCAUUUAAUAGCACAAAUUUUCCGGAGCCGACCAGACCCCCACAUUUCACAUUCAGAGAGGAUAUUCCGCUCAUCAAUCAGAUCGCUGGAGUUCACAGACUUCUGAAAGCACCACACAAGCUCGAUGACUGUGCUUUACAGUUGUCUCAUAAUGGCAGUUAUCUGGACUUGGAAUCCACCUUGGCCGAGCAAAGAGAUGAACUUGAAGGCUUUCAGGAGGAUGGAGGGAGAGGAAAGAAGCACAGCAUUGUCCUGAGAACACAGCUUUCUGUCAGAGUCCAUGCCUGCAUAGAAAAACUGUACAACUCAACCGGACGUGAGCUGCGAAGGGCGCUGUUCUCUCUCAAGCAAAUCUUUCAGGAUGAUAAAGAUCUGGUGCAUGAGUUUGUGAUGGCUGAGGGACUCACAUGUCUGAUUAAAGUGGGAGCUGAGGCUGACCAAAACUACCAGAACUACAUCCUCAGAGCUCUUGGACAAAUCAUGCUGUACGUGGAUGGAAUGAAUGGGCUUAUCAGACACAAUGAAACUGUACAGUGGCUUUACACACUGGUUGGAUCAAAGUUCCGGUUGGUUGUUAAAACUGCUCUGAAGCUGCUGCUGGUUUUUGUGGAAUACACCGAGACCAACGCACCUCUCCUCAUCCAGGCCGUCAACAAUGUAGACACCAAGCAAGGCUGUAAGCCGUGGUCCAAUGCCAUGGAAAUCCUGGAUGAGAAAGAUGGAAUGGACACUGAGCUGUUGGUUUAUGCCAUGACUCUUAUCAACAAGACACUCGCUGGUCUGCCAGACCAGGACUCUUUCUAUGAUGUUGUUGACAGCCUGGAGGAGCAGGGCAUGGAGGCCGUAGCCCAGAGGCAUGUCAACAGGAAGGGCACAGACUUGGACCUAGUGGAGCAGUUCAACAUUUAUGAGUCAACCCUUCGUCAUGAAGAUGGUGAUGAUGAGGCCCAGCCUCCUCCAUCCGGACAUAAAAGUCGACGUCGGGCCAGCGUGGGGGCCACACCUGAGAGGAGAGGAUUGGAACGACGACGCAGCCGAAGACACUCGCUCCAAAACGGGAAAGGCCACACUUCUGCUCCUACUUCCCCCUGCCACAGCCACACGCCCAACAUCCAGCCCAUUAAUGGCCAGAGGAUUGAAGAUAUCAGCGAAAGAGAGGAGGAAGAGGAGGAGAAGGAUGAGGAGCUUCAGAAAGCAGAGCUCUCUAGACAGGCAUCUGAAAGUCUGUCAGAUGUUAGAUACUCGAACACAUGCAGUUCUUGUGGCAGCAAUGGCUAUGCAGGAACAUAUCCUGGCAGGUCAUCUGGGGUGUCCAGUGCCCCCUCCACACCCUACAAUCGUCUCGGUCCAUCAGGGGGUCCACCUUCAGACAGGCCGACUCUGGGUGGUUUGUUAACCUCUUCCUACAGGCAGCACCAGGAGUCUCUGAAUGCAGAACGUGAGCGGAGGCGCCUGGAGAGAGAGGAGAGACUUCAGCGGAUUGAAAGAGAGGAGAGAAGCCGUUUCAAUCGGGAUUAUGUGGACAAGAGAGAAGAGGUCAGACAAGCACGAGAAGAAAGAUAUAAGCAAAUGGAGCGGCUUGCAGCAGAGGAAAAUGAAAGGGAACGUCCGAGGCCGACAACACGGGGGCGAACAGAAAUCACUCUCAGCCUGAGUUCACGAACCUCCAGCAGCUCCUUGUCUCGUUCUGCCACCCCUUUGACUGUAGAGGCUCAGGAGGAUACACACUCCGUCCCACAUCCAGCACAAGGAACUGAGUCAAAGACAAGCCGUACAGUGCAGACAGCAGUUGUGCGGCCUUCCUUUGAGCCUCUCUCUGCCUCAUGUCUGCGCCAGGUGUCACCUUCCAAACCAGAGGAGGAACAGAGUCCUGUGGAUCCAUCAGACAUCACGCUCUCUCUGUCUCAAACAAACUCUGAGCCAGAGAAACCUAAGACAGAGGAGAAAGCAGAGGAUGCUGAGGCAGAAGUGUGUGAGGAAAUGGUGGUGAGUGGAAUGGAAUACGAAAAGAAAGAAGAACCAGAAGGACACUUUAAGGAAGAGACCAACGGACCGGAUACAGAGGAGUGUGAGAAAGAGCAGAUGUUAGAUAGAGAUGUAGAGGAGAAUGUCGUCCUGAGUGAGAAGGAGAGGCAGAAUGAGGAGCUGAAUGAGAAAGAUAACUGCUCUGCCUCCAGCAUUUCCUCAGCCAGCAGCACUCUGGAGAGAGAGGAACGAGAGGAGAAACACAUCAGCGACAGUGACUCAGGCCAGUGGGCAGACUGUAUGAAUACAGCGGACGCCAACGAUCAGUGCAACAAUGUUCUCAACAGCAAACGCUUCAUGCUGGACAUGCUUUAUGCCCAAAACAAAAAGGGAGAGGAAGAUGAGAAAGAAAAGGAGAAUGAGAAUGAGAAAGGGUGUUCAGAUCAGGACUCCUCUGUGACCAGCCUCGCUAGUCGCAUUUCCACUCUGGAGGCGCGUCGGCAGGCAUGCGAGGAUAACAUGAAGAAAUUGGAAGUGGAGCAUCUCGAUAACCAGGGUAACGUGAGGGCUGUGGCUGAGAAAUUUGGAGAUUUGGUGAAAGGACUGGUAUCCCCUCAUGAGGUGGAGCAUUCUGGGAAGGAAAAGCAGCAAGCACAGGAAAAGCCUCCACCGGCUCCUUCACCAACACCCCCCAAAAAGGAGUCAGACCACAUAUGGGACCAGCUGAUGGCCAUGCCACGGGAGCUUCGCAUCAAAGAGCUGGACUUCACGGACUUGGGAGAGGAGGAUGAUGUGGACAUUUUGGAUGUCAGUAAUGUGAUCGGGCCAAGUGACCUCACGCCACCUCCUCCUCCCUGCCUUCCACCUCCACCACCUUUAUUUGGAUGCCCUCCACCUCCCCCUAUCCCUGGCAUGAUGAUGCCUCCUCCACCACCCUUUUUGGCUUCAAUACCUCCCCCACAUCUUGGAUCUCCUCAGCUUAGUCGAGGAGAACCCCCGCUCUUCCAGAAAAAGAAGAAGACCAUUCGGCUGUUUUGGAAUGAGGUGAGACCGAUAGACUGGCAGUACAAUAACCACAAGAGAUGCAGGGAGUCACUGUGGUCCAAACUGGAUCCGGUCAAACUGGACACGGCCAAGUUGGAAAACCUCUUUGAGACAAAAUCCAAGGAGCUGCCAGUUACAAAGAAAACGGCAGCAGAUGGGAAGCGUCAGGAGAUCAUCGUUCUAGAUUCCAAGAGAAGUAACGCCAUCAACAUUGGCCUGACGGUCCUGCCGCCUCCUCGCACCAUCAAAACAGCGAUCCUCAACUUCGACGAGUACGCCUUGAGCAAAGAGGGCAUAGAGAAAAUCCUGACGAUGAUUCCUACAGAGGAGGAGACGCAGAAGAUUCAGGAGGCCCAGCUGGCGAACCCCGAUACUCCCCUGGGCAGUGCAGAGCAGUUUCUCCUCAUUCUGUCCUCCAUCAGUGAGCUGUCCGCCCGCUUGCAACUUUGGGCCUUUAAGAUGGACUAUGAUGCUUUAGAGAAGGAAGUAGCAGAACCACUACAGGAUCUAAAGGAGGGCAUGGACCAAUUAGAAAAGAAUAAGACGCUGCGCUACAUCCUUUCAACUCUGCUAGCUAUUGGCAACUUUCUCAACGGGACCAGUGCUAAAGGCUUUGAGCUGAGUUACCUAGAGAAAGUUCCUGAGGUGAAGGACACCGUUCACAAACAGUCUCUACUGCAUCACGUCUGCUCCAUUGUCGUGGAGAAGUUUCCAGACAGCUCAGACCUCUACUCUGAGAUAGGAGCCAUCACUCGCUCUGCUAAGGUGGACUUCGACCAGCUACAGGAAAACCUAUGUCAGAUGGAGCGCCGCUGUAAAGCAUCCUGGGACCACCUGAAGGUCAUCGCCAAACACGAAAUCAAACCAGCCCUUAAGCAGCGCAUGUCAGACUUCCUUAAAGACUGUGCAGAAAGAAUUAUCAUCCUUAAAAUUGUGCAUCGCCGCAUCAUAAACAGGUUUCACUCAUUCCUGCUGUUCCUGGGCCACCCACCAUACGCGAUAAGAGAGGUGAGCGUCCACCGCUUCAGUAAGAUUCUGAGUGAGUUUGCACUUGAGUACCGCACCACCAGGGAGAGAGUACUGCAGCAGAAACAGAAACGAGCCAAUCACCGCGAGAGGAACAAGACCCGGGGCAAAAUGAUCACAGAGAGUGGGAAGUUUGCAGGCACUCCUCUGGAGGGUCAGGAGUGUCAGCCACAGGGUUUGGGCUACACGGAGGACGCAGCCGAACAUGAGCAGAUGACUGCAGUACUUCGUACCAGCCUGCAGGGCGGCGAUAGUCCAUCCUCUGUACUCCCUGGCCUCCGCACACGGACUCGAGCCACUCGAGGCCAUACAGCACUUUUGUCUGCUGCAAAUGAAGACACUUCUAAUUGCACAAAUGAUACAGCAGAUGAGAUCAUGGAACGGAUUGUGAAAUCAGCCACUCAGGGCCCUAGUCAGCGCGCACAGCCCCGUGAGAGGAGACGCUCCAGAGCCAACCGCAAAUCCCUAAGAAGAACACUGAAGAACGGUCUUACGCCAGAAGAGGCACAGGCGCUGGGGUUGGCCAGCAGCUCUGAGAUGCAAGUGUGAGACAGCAGCUGCUCAGGGUCUCAGUGCACACACACACACACACAAACACACACAAACAAACAAACACAAGCUGGAACAGGUCACUUUAGCUCCAGUUUGUAUCGUUCUGGAUCUGGAGCAGGUGCAUGUUUCUGGGUUUGUGUUUUACGAUGGUUAUUGUUGUGGACAGUUCAUAUUCUCACAGGUGAAAGGGAUUAUAAUCACUAACCCCUCAUACUAUACUUAACCUUGGACGUGUAAUCAGACCUUACUUCAUUUACUAGCUUCACCUACGUUUGCAUAUUUCCACCACUCAGGUGCAUGUCCACCGUUCCUGCUCUGUACCUGUGGACUCUUAACAUGAUAUCCAAACAUCCAUUUUAAUGCAUUUUUGAAAGAGAACAAGCACAGUUUCUGCACAAUGUUUGUAGACGCUCACACACACACACACACACACACACACACACACAUAGCCUGUAGAAUGCUGAUAGUCCAGUUCUCCAGUACAGAGACAAAUGUCCGUCUCUUACCGCUGUGGCCUUCAGAAUGAACCAAAAAACUGUUUGAAGAUGACUGGAUGCUCUCCUACCUUUUUUGUUGGUACUGGCUGUUUGGUUGAACUCAGAUGGCAUUGAAUUAAUGUAAAUCAGCGGCAAUUCUCUUCUGUUUGUUUGUGUGUUUUACCUGUUUUAAAAUAGCAGAGCUUUUUAUGUUACAUGUCCAGUUACUUUCAGUUAGCUUGAAGUUGAGCAAGAAUUAGGAAGAAAAAAAAACGUAAAACAUUUUCUUCAAUUUCUGCUGAACCCUGAAGUCCCCUUAUGUGGACAAAACCUGUUUUACUUGGAUAAAGACUAUCAAAUUACUUUGCACACAAAUGAGAAGAAACUAGAAAGCUGUCGUUCUCAUUUUCCCUUCCUCAUACAUUAUCUCCAUAGUGAUACAUUCAUAACUUGCAAGAUACAAAAGCAGACAAUCGUCUAAUUUAAAUGAAAAGAAUAGCCAUAUUUGUUUAAAAAAAGCAAUGGCAUUUUUAUCAAAUGAGUGCCUUGAAGAAAGGUGUUUCUAUGAGAAUCUGAUUAUUGGCAUUUCAGGAAGAAAGAGGAAACAUUGAGAUUUUCAGGCAUUUUAAAGGAAUAGUUCACCCUAUAAUGUACCAUUCUGCCAUUGUUUCCUCACCCUUACAUUGUUUUUAUAUGACUUUAAAUAUACCCCAUAAGUCAUAUAGAUUACUUUUUGGUGCUUUUUGUUGACAGCUCUAGGUCAGUAUGAAUGGAUGUAUGAAAAAGACUUGCAUGACGAUUCUUCAAAAUAUAGAUUUUUACAGAACAACAAAAGACAUGGGUUUGGAGAGCGUAAAUUACAGAACGUUAGCAAGAUUAAAAUCAACACAACCUUUAAAUUUUUUGGUAAAGUCGCGUCAUUGGUUUUUUGGAAAUUUCACAGAUUUACCACAGACACACAUCCACUGUCUAUGAUAGUAGUACCAUUUAGCACCUUAUCAUGUGUAGCAUGCAAUUUCGAAAGGAAUUGGAAAAUUGAGUACUAUAGAGACGAUUUUUUCACCUUUCCCUCAGAUUUUUAUUCUGAGUAUUAUGUGGAUAAGAGAUUAGAUACAUGUAAAGUAGAACCGUGAUGUAGAGGCUAAACGUGAGACAGAUGCUGUAAAAUUGUGUAAAUGUCACUUCAACGUUUUUAUUAUUUGUUGUGUUCAUGUUUUGUUUGUAUUUUGUAUAGAAUAGUGUAUUAUAGGUCAAAAGCAGUGUUAUUCUGUGAAAAUUCUAAUUUAAGAGAAAAUAAGCCAUGCAUGGUUCAAACAAUAACAAUUGUCGCAGGCAAUGUCAUUAUAUCGGGGUUAAGUGGAUGGAGCCUGAGACGUCUCGAUACCCUGUGAACGUAGCUUUUAUGUGUUUAUGCAGCACAGACUUGAAACAUUGUCAUGCACCCAUCAGCCCUGCUCAAAUGGCCUUUGAUAUUAUUGCACUCGCAUACAGAGUUUCACCCACUGCUACAAGUGCCAUAAAAAGUUGGUUUUGAAUAAAAGAUCGAGAAUGUGAAAAUUUGACUUCUAAAUUCCUAAAGGAAAAAGCAUUUACUGUACUUUGCAAUAAAAAGCUUUUACAGCAACACCCAGAA
This is a messenger RNA of Ctenopharyngodon idella (grass carp), 7068 nucleotides long. It is a transcript of the gene fhod3b, whose product is annotated as formin homology 2 domain containing 3b. The record is from RefSeq and is a predicted model, not a curated record. Gene Ontology annotation, molecular function: actin filament binding. Gene Ontology annotation, biological process: sarcomere organization; actin filament network formation; cardiac myofibril assembly. Lineage: Eukaryota; Metazoa; Chordata; Actinopteri; Cypriniformes; Xenocyprididae. Gene Ontology annotation, cellular component: cytoplasm; cytoskeleton.